CUGGCUUAUGGACGGACAACGGUACCCUCUAUCAACGACGGAAGGUUGCGACCUCGUUCUCCUUGUCCCGUGUCAUGAUCCACCGACAAUUACUUCCCAUAGGGGUAGGAAUUUCAAACUGGAUCGAUAAGGACAUUGAUUGUCUAGGCACCGAGGCUCACGCGUCUCAUUCUUGCGUGCGUGUGACUUGCGCCGUUAUAACAGCGCACGGGUACACCUUUUGCAGUACCAGACGAUUCAGUUGAUCAGCAGAAUACGGCAGAUGCAAAGAUUUAGAUUCCAAGGACUCCGCGGAACUGUGAGUGCCAAUAAUGGAUGAAUUGUCGCGGGCUUGGUGAGAUGCUAUGAGGGUGUUUAUGUUGGGCUUCUUUGCAUCCCUGCAAGUUCGCCCAGGAAUAUUUUUGACACUUUCAGCUGAAGUCGCCGCGGACAGUCUUGCCUGCAAUAGUAGUCUCUGGCCCAGUUGUUUGUGUGUUGUUCAGCAGGGGAUCCAGACACUGAAGGUGAGACUAGUGGCACGGCAGCUAUCUUUGAGCACGCGCUUGUCGCAGUCAGUGACGUAGGGAGGUUCACGGAUAGCGAGAAACUCGGCGGCGGGGGUUACCUGCAAGCAGGUACCCGUAUCAGAUAGACGCACAGACGUUUGCCGUCAUCGCCAACUAACUUAACUGAAAACGGGGUCCGUUUUUCGCAUGAAGAGGUACGCGUGUCCAAAGAGUCUCAUGCACACGGCCAUUUUCAUCCGAUGAGUUACGUCCUCGUCACGGUGAAGCCCCUUUAUUGUCAGCAUUGAGGUGAAUGAACGUUGAGA
Suillus fuscotomentosus is the source of this 811-nucleotide messenger RNA. RefSeq lists its product as uncharacterized. NCBI's taxonomy places the organism in Eukaryota, Fungi, Basidiomycota, Agaricomycetes, Boletales, Suillaceae. The record is from RefSeq and is a predicted model, not a curated record. The transcript is spliced from 2 exons. The coding region runs from base 345 to 563 and encodes 72 amino acids.